UGGGAUGUGUUGCUCAUCAGGAAAAGUGAAACUUCCAGAAAUUGAAACACCGCCGGAACCAUUGCACGGCCUCCUUAUUGGUACUGAUCCAAAUUCUUCGCUGUUCUUGCGUUCAAUUCGGCAAUUCAAUUCAUGUUUUCAAAUGACAUCGUUCGGAGCAACGGAAAUAGUUAAAAAUACUGCUGCAAAUUUAAUUCCACAUUCAAAAUCAAAGGCCAAAUUUACCACAAAGUCGGCUCAUUACUACCAAUGCCAAGCGAACCUUAUAAAUUUUUACAAAUUUACUUUAUGGGUGGCGAGGACUCCGAACGGGCACUCGCCAAUCGCGUGAAUACACGUUGCAACUAUAAUCACCUCAAUUCACCAUUUGCAACGCGCAUUGUCAGCGAGCUGGACGCUCUGUUAAAUGAGCACAACGAAUUGUUGAAAUUAUUCAAAUCACAUAUGCAUAAGCUACAAAGUGACAAUCACGCUAUUUUCAUCAAUCCUGAUAGAACACCAGCUGGAGGGCAUAUACGUCGAUUCAACGCACCUGUUGUUGACGACGUGGCUGGAAUCAUGGUUGGCGACCAUACAGCUACGCGACAAAUCGUGAUUCGAAGAAGAAAUAAUUCUCUUCAGUCCAUUCCUGAUACCCAUCGUUUAUAUGAUGCUCUCCAAUAUCCACUCAUUUUUUGGAAGGGACAAGACGGAUAUUGCAUAAACCUUAAGCAACGAGAUCCGGUAACAGGAACCGAAACAAACAAGAAUAUUAGCUUAAAGGAUUUCUAUUCGUUUCGGUUGAUGAUUAGACGUGGUCAGGAUAAUAUCAUUCUACGAUGUCGUGAGCUUUGCCAACAAUUUAUGGUCGAUAUGUACGUCAAGAUAGAGAGUGAACGACUACGAUACUUGCGAUUUAACCAACAGAAGCUGCGUGCGGAAGAAUACAUUCACUUGCGAGAUGCUAUCCUACCAUCAUCGUACAUAGGUAGUCCACGUCACAUGCAAGAAUACAUACAGGAUGCUAUGGAUAUAAUAUGGAUAAUAUGGACGACCUUGCUUUUUUAUUACUUUUACAUGUAAUCCAAAAUGGCAGGAAAUUACAUCGUUAUUACCUGGACAAAGUGCAAUACAUCGUCAUGACAGGGCAUGUGAACAUGCGCCUUCAAACGCUUCAGGAUCCAUCCGCCGAAACUUUUUCGAAACAGCUAUUAGAUAUUGGCAAUGGGAAAGUUGCCGUACAUGAAAAUACUGGAUCAAUAAAAUUACCAACCGGUUUUUGCACGAUCGUCCACUCGCAAGAUGUUCUCAUCGACUGU
Messenger RNA from Drosophila willistoni, 1298 nucleotides. RefSeq lists its product as uncharacterized. Lineage: Eukaryota; Metazoa; Arthropoda; Insecta; Diptera; Drosophilidae. The transcript is spliced from 2 exons. Bases 250 to 1062 code for a protein of 270 amino acids. The record is from RefSeq and is a predicted model, not a curated record.